Molecule: messenger RNA, 906 nt
Organism: Brugia pahangi
Lineage: Eukaryota; Metazoa; Nematoda; Chromadorea; Rhabditida; Onchocercidae
Source: the annotation of a GenBank genome assembly
AUGUUCACCUCAAUUGAUGCUUUAUUACAACAUGAUAAUAAUUAUAAUCAUAAUAAUCAUAUCAGUAAUACUGCGAACAAUAAUAACAAUAAUCAUAAUAAUGAUAAUAAUAGCAGUAAUGCUAAUCAUGAUCAUGACAAUAAUAGUAAUAAUAUUAGUAUUAGUCAUCAAAAUAUGGUCACUUUAUCAAAUUAUCAAAAAUUAAAUGGAAAAAUAAUUCAUAUUCUAUCUAAUAAUACUCCUUCAUCUCCAUAUCCUAUUAAUUCUUUAUCAUUAUUUCCUGAAAAUCAUCAUUCUUCUAAAAAUCAACAUGAUAUGAAAGCAUUCUGUGAAAUGAAAAAUAUAAGUUAUAUGUCAUCAUUAAUGUCAACCGCAUCAUCAACAAUAACUGUUACCGCACCAAUUAUGCUAUCAUCACAAUCAUCAUUAUCAUCAUCAUCAUCAUCAUUAUCGCAAUCAUCAUCAUCAUUACCAUCAUAUAUGUUAUCAACAACAAUAGCAACAUCGACAAUAACACCUACAACAGCAACUACAACAACAGUAUCAGCAUCAACAACAACGACAACAAGGACAGAGGCAGCAGCACCAAUUCUAAUUGAACAACUACCGUAUCCAUCCAUGUUUCAUACCACUAACAUUCCAUUACUCUACGAUCAUAUUGCUCUAACAAUAAAUGCAUGGCAAACAUUGGGAAAAAUACGACGUCCAAGGACAGCAUUUACCACUGAGCAACUUAUUGAACUUGAACGAAAUUUUGCUCAAACUCGUUAUUUAUCACGGCCUAGAAGAUAUCAAUUAGCUCAAAAAUUGCAUUUAUCAGAAACACAAAUCAAAAUUUGGUUCCAGAAUCGACGUAUGAAGAAUAAACGUUCCGGUCCUGCUAUUUUAAGUUCAGAUAAAGUCUAA